AUGUUUGACCGAUCACCAAUAAACAGCGGGAAACGUAAACCAUCCCAUACUUACUUGGACUACGAAAAUUCUCCAGAACAUGUGGAGCUGACAGAGAGGUUGUGUAAAACUCUCUACUAUGGUUAUAACACACCACCAGAUUAUCCAUCUCUCCCUCUUUCAGAAAUCACUGUUAAGUUUUUCCAAGAUGCAGCUCCAAGGUCUUUGGGUAAAGUGGAUAUGUAUUUGGCUUCCUCCAUGACUAAACAUGCCAUGAUGUCUCCUUGCUCUGUGAUGCUAGGAAUCAUUUAUGUAAACAGAUUGAAAGAUAAGAACCCAGAAUAUCUGAUGCAGAUUUCUUCGGCUGAUCUUUUCCUGAUUUCAAUGAUGAUGGCUUCCAAGUAUCUGUAUGAUGAAGGAGUUUAUGAAGAAGUUUUCAAUGAAGAUUGGGCUGUUGUUGGAAUGAUGGAAACUGCCGAUAUAAACCAACUUGAACAAGAUUUCCUGGCAGCACUUGAUUGGAGACUAAUGGUACAUGAACAUGAAUUCAAGCAGCUAUUAGACACUAUUGAGAAGAAAAUAGCUUUUCAUGAAAGUUAUAAGCGUGGCUGGCUGUCAUACACAGAUGUGUGGACUCUGACACAGGGUUCUUUCUAUGGUGACAUCUGCAAGCACAUGGGACAGGAAUUGGCUAAGAUGUUUGCUGUCAGUACUGUGGCUUAUGUUGCUGGUGUUUUAACAUUGCUGACUUCUUCAUAUCUGGCUGUGUCUAUGACUUCCAGAUUGACAGCUCUUACUCAACAACCAACUGUAUUGCCAGAACUUCCCUUCAAUUUGCCAGUGAUCUCCCAUGAUGCAGUCUCUUCAGUAAACAUUCUGGGUAUGAGGAAAGAUAUUGGUUGUGAUCUCCCUGCCAUGAGUUUGCCUUUUUCAGUUUCUCCUGCUUGGUUACUACCUUCUUCUGUAUCGUCAAUAAGCAGCUUUCUUUACCAAAUGAUGGUAGCAAGCAGUCUAGAGUACGUCAGCUAUGGCUUUCCAGGUGACUUGAACUUUUUGUGGAGACAGAGUGAUGAGAGUAAACAUCAUGCUAGUGAUGCCCUGCAUAUGAAAGGACAAAAAACUGAUAAUGGUGCAUUUAUUUCGUCUGGCCAGGAGGAGCUUUCACCUGGGAAACUCUGGACACCAUCUGCCCUAAACUAUGACCAAAACCCUAAUCCAGUUGUGAGGGAUGAGAAUUCGUUAUACACUGCUGAAAUUGUAUCACCACAAGCAAUACUGGCAACAACCUCCACUGCAUCUUCCAAUGGUAAUAGUUACAGAUACCUGUCUGAAAACCAACCCUUAGCACCAUCCCAGAUUUCAAAUUCAAGUGCUUGGUCCGAGAAAGGCUUGUCUGUUGAUGAACUGCCAAGGAUGAAAUACCCUGCCAUUAGCACAGCUCUGUUAAACCUCGUCACUCUGUUUUCUCUCAAGACUUCACCAUCCUCCAACCAGGAGUCCAAGCAGGAAAGUGGGCAUUGCAAACACUGUGAGAAUGCUCGGCAUUCUGCUGCCCAUCGUCCUGCUGCCCAUCGUCCUGCUGCCCAUCAUCCUGCUGCCCGACUUACUGCUGAAAUCAAACCCUGUGCUGCUGAUCUACUUUCGAAUUACUCUCGUAUAUCUGUGUCUUCAAAGAGGAACCUGCUAGCGAAGUGUUCUUGGUCCCAAUGGCAUAGUGAGCGAAAGUCCAACAGUAGGCAAAACCAGUUGUCGAGUGAUGAUGUGAACCUGAUCCAGUCUAAGAAUGUUCCGUCUCAUUUGUCUACCAUUGUAUCCUCGUCCGGUUCCUCCUCAUCAUUACAUCCGUCUUUCCUUUACAAUCCCGGUGCCACCUCAACUGCCUAUGUGCCCUAUUACUUGAAGAAAAACGACACCCUGUUUUCUCUUCCCUCACAAAAGGAUCCUCAUCGUGGCCAAACUAAAAGCAACUGUUUUCAACUUAGAGGUUUGCAUUCUGAAGGCGACUUGUUUAACCAAAGUCUGAGUCUCCGAAGCCUGACUGCUACCUUCUUGAUGGGUAGCAGGUAUCACUUCAUUGCUGAUAUCUCAAAUAGCUUUUCAGACCUGCAAGUGUCCCACAGUUCUUCCUCCAUUCCCAACAUGUUUGUCUUCCCAUGGCAGCUUGCUUUUCUGGAUGCUGGUUGUGGAAAUGUUGUGUAA
Acanthosepion pharaonis is the source of this 2178-nucleotide messenger RNA. The record is from the annotation of a GenBank genome assembly. Lineage: Eukaryota; Metazoa; Mollusca; Cephalopoda; Sepiida; Sepiidae.